UCAGAAUCUGCAGGGAAAAAAACAGUGAAAAAAUUACAUUGAAAUCCCUAAAACUCUCACUCUAUCCCUAGUGCCGUCUUCACCUUCCAUGUUUGUCCAAAUUUGCUCACAUAGCCUCACAUCAUCUUACAAGUUCCGUUCCAAUCACCUCACAUCACAUGGGUCUUCCCCAUUUAUUAAACUUCUAACUGAAUACACACAUGACUUCUCUAUAACCUGUUGCCCAACAUUUAACACAACCUAUUCAAACAUAAACCUAUCCACUUUCUCUCUCUGUAUUCACCCGUAAUAAUGGAUUACAUACAUUUCUUUCUAGUAGCAACAGCCACUCUAGGUUUCAUAUCCAUAUCCAAAUCUCUCUUCCAUUUCCUCACCUGGCUUUACGCCAUCUUAAUCCGCCCAACAAAGCAUCUCAAACACUACGGUUCAUGGGCCAUAAUCAGCGGCUCUACCGACGGGAUCGGCAAAUCCAUGGCUCUAGAGUUGGCAUCCAACGGACUCAACAUUCUCUUACUCGGCCGAAAUCCUCUCAAACUCGAAGCAACCUCAAAAGAGAUACUUAAUAAAUUCAGAACCGUCGAAGUUAAGUGUGUUGUUGUAGACUUACAGAACAAUACCGAAGAUGAAAUAAUGAGAAAAAUUGAAGAAGCUAUGGAUGGUUUAGAUGUUGGAAUCCUAGUUAACGGGGCUGGUGUAGCCUAUCCUUAUGCAAGAUAUUUUCAUGAGGUUGAUUUGGAUUUGAUGGAUUCUAUCAUUAAGGUUAACAUAGAAGGAGCAACUUUGGUUACAAAAGCUGUGAUUCCUAGUAUGAUUAAGAAGAAAAAAGGUGCUAUUGUUAACAUUGGUUCAGGUUCCACUGCGGAUAAAGUGGGAAAUAAAUGUCAUUCCCACUUUUUUUUUUAAUAAUGAUGGAUAUUUUUUUAAUUUUAUCCUUCAAUUAUUACUCUGUACACUACUUUCAAUAUAUUUAUAAGGUUAAUUUAGUAAAUA
Vicia villosa (hairy vetch) is the source of this 990-nucleotide messenger RNA. Its product is annotated as very-long-chain 3-oxoacyl-CoA reductase 1-like. Gene Ontology annotation, cellular component: endoplasmic reticulum. Gene Ontology annotation, molecular function: ketoreductase activity. The record is from RefSeq and is a predicted model, not a curated record. The coding region runs from base 292 to 903 and encodes 203 amino acids. The transcript has a single exon. Lineage: Eukaryota; Viridiplantae; Streptophyta; Magnoliopsida; Fabales; Fabaceae.